Molecule: messenger RNA, 2786 nt
Organism: Arachis duranensis
Lineage: Eukaryota; Viridiplantae; Streptophyta; Magnoliopsida; Fabales; Fabaceae
Product: putative pentatricopeptide repeat-containing protein At5g08310, mitochondrial
Exons: 1
Coding region: 38-2515 (825 amino acids)
Molecular function (GO): protein binding
Source: RefSeq, a predicted model, not a curated record
CACACACACUCUCUCUCUCUCUCUCUCUCUCUCUCUCAUGGCAGUGCGAAUCCUCAAACCGAAUCCCUGUGCUCUUUGUCAUCUCUUAUUCUCCAAAAGAUUACGACUUUCAACUUCCACCACUCGUUCGGUUUCUCAAGCACCCACUUCAUCUUCUUUUUCUUCUACGCACGUCGAUGCCCUGAUCUCCAUCUUCACCAAACGACCCUUCACUCCAGACACCCCUGAACUCACCCAAAUCGCACCCUUCCUCACCUCUCACCUCGUCGAAUCCGUCCUCAACCGCUUCCACAGCUGGAAGCUCGCUCACACAUUCUUCAAUUGGGCUUCAACCCAACAUGGCUACCGCCACACUUGCUACACCUACAAUGCCAUGGCUUCAAUUUUGUCCCGUUCCCGCCAAAUUCCUCCUUUGAAGUCUCUUCUGAAAGACAUCGUCCAAUCUCGUUGCUCUUUCCCCCCUGGGGCACUCGGUUUCUUGGUUCGGUGCCUGGGCAGUGCUGGGUUGGUUGAUGAAGCAAACGAGGUGUUUGAUGAAAUGCGCCUGAAGGGUCUCUGCAUUCCAAAUGAUUACUGUUACAAUUGCUUGUUGGAGGCUUUGUCUAAGUCUGGUUCCGUUGAUUUGAUGGAGAAGAGGUUGAACGAAAUGCGCAGAUUUGGUUGGGAAUUUGAUAAGUUCACUUUGACCCCGGUCAUGCAGGCCUAUUGCAAUUCUCGCAGGUUUGAAGAGGCAUUGAGUGUUUAUAACACAAUGCAGGAGAAGGGUUGGGUUGAUGAACGUGUUUGGACCAUGCUGGCUUUGUCUUUCAGCAAGUGGGGUGAGGUGGAUAAGGCGUUUGAGUUGGUGGAGAGAAUGGAGGAGCAGAGAAUGAGAAUGAAUGAGAAGACUUUCUGUGUUCUGAUUCAUGGGUUUGUGAAAGAGUCUCGGAUUGAUAAGGCCCUCCAGUUGUUUGAUAAAAUGAGGAAGGCUGGUUUCACUCCUGAUGUUUCCUUGUAUGAUGUUCUGAUUAGAGGACUGUGCAGGAAUAAAGAGAGUAACAAAGCUUUGAGCUUGAUUUCAGACAUGAAGGAACUUGGCAUCCUACCUGAUGUUGGAAUCCUCACGAACUUGCUGUCAUCUUUUUCAGACAAGACUAUGGUUGUGAGAAUACUAGAAGAAAUCCCGGAAGAGGAAGAUGAUAAAACUGUUGUUUUGAUUUAUAAUGCUGUUUUGAAUAGUUAUGUUGGUGAUGGGUUGAUGGAUGAAGCUUAUCACCUUCUUCAGAUGAUGAUUCGAAGCAAAUCUGGUACUGAUGCUGAUACAAAUAAUUUCAUCAGAGUCAAGAGAUUGGUUUUACCUAAUAUCACAUCUUUCAGCAUUGUUAUUGAUGGCCUGCUCAAAAAUGGUCAGCUGGACCUUGCGCUGAGCCUCGUCCAUGAUAUGCAACAAUUAGCUUGCAAACCAAAUAUUUCAAUCUAUAACAAUCUGAUCAAUGAUCUAUGCAAUUCCAAUAGAUUGGAGGAAAGCUUUGAGCUUUUGUCAGCGAUGAAAGAAUCAGGAAUUGAACCAACUCAUUUCACUCACAACUCAAUAUAUGGGUGCCUGUGUAAAAGGAAGGAUGUUUCAGGAGCCAUCAAUAUGCUGAAGGAGAUGCGUGCUUGUGGGCAUGAACCGUGGAUAAAACAUUCAACCUGUAUUGUGAAAGAGCUAUGUGAUCAUGGGAGGGCAAUAGAAGCAUGUAACUUCCUUAACAGCAUGAUUCAAGAAGGUUUCCUUCCUGAUAUAGUGUCCUAUUCUCCAGCAAUUGGUGGCUUGAUCAAGAUGCAGGAAUUAGAUCAAGCUCUGAAUUUAUUCAGGAAUUUGUGUUCUCGUGGCCGCUGCCCUGAUGUGGUUGCUUACAACAUAAUGAUAAGUGGGCUUUGCAAAGCCAACAGAUUCGCAGAGGCUGAAAAUUUGUUGGAUGACAUUGUUUUGAAGGGUCUCUCCCCCUCAGUUGUUACAUACAAUUCGCUAAUAGAUUUUUGUUGCAAGAAUGGUUCUAUUGAUAAGGCUAUGGCGAUUCUUUCCAAAAUGUCUGGAGAAGGUAGGGAACCAAAUAUCAUUACAUACACAACUUUGGUAGAUGGAUUAUGCAGAGAAGACAGGCCUGAUGAUGCUCUAUUGGUUUGGAAAGAGAUGGAAAAAAAGGGUUGUCCGCCGAAUCGAAUUGCUUUCAUGGCACUCAUUCAUGGUCUUUGCAAAUGCGGUAGGCCAACUACAGCCCUCCCUCGUUUGCGCGAAAUGGAACAGAGAGAAAUGAAAGCCGACUCAUUCAUCUAUAUUGCAUUGAUGAGUGCUUUCUUGUCUGAUCUAAACUUGAUUUCAGCAUUUGAGAUUUUCAAAGAGAUGGUUGAUUCAGAAUCUUUUCCUGAACCCCAUGAUAAAAAUUACAGUAUUGCCGUAGAUGCGAUAAAUAGAUUUUCUAAUGAUCAUCAAACAUCCUCUGGUAUCCAGGUUCUAAGGGAAGAGGGAAAAAUCCCAACACAUGGUUUUUGAUUGUUUGGAGUGAAAAUGUUGAUCUUUUCUAGUCAACCACUCUUAGCUAUAUCUAAAGGAAGUCAAAGUUACAUAUCAAAUUGGAAGAGGAACAAAAGAAUGAAAGAGAAGGAGGGCGCCAGGGCUAGGUUUGUUUACAGAGACAGGAUGUUGAAACAGGUUAGGGAUACAAAAUUAUAUUUAAUAGAUGAGAUAUGGACAGAAAUAAUGUGUCCAGAGAUAAAUUAGUCUAUUUUAUGUCUAUUCUAACAAGAAAGACAUGUAAACACUA